Saccostrea cuccullata (small rock oyster) is the source of this 612-nucleotide messenger RNA. RefSeq lists its product as uncharacterized. The coding region runs from base 1 to 612 and encodes 203 amino acids. The transcript has a single exon. Lineage: Eukaryota; Metazoa; Mollusca; Bivalvia; Ostreida; Ostreidae. The record is from RefSeq and is a predicted model, not a curated record.
AUGGCGCAAUGUUACGAGAACAGGUUUUUCUGCAAGCAAUGUGACUACAGUACAGAGAAGAAGAUCAAUUAUCUCCGACAUGUGAAAAGAAACCACUCUUCAAGUGAAAAAGACGAAGGUGAUCGUCCCUCUUGCAGCAAAGUAAUAGAGGAUACAUGUGACAACAACAGUGUGGCAGAUACCACAAGAAGUAAAGACACAAAUGGAGAACAUGGAUCUUCAUCAGAAGACGAGGAGGCGUGGUUGUCUAAAGACCCAGAUGUUAGUAUUGGGGAGGCAAUAGAAACUGAGCAUCUUGAAGAGAGGAGCCAAGAAGUCGAGACUGGGACAACAAAUGAUCCUACAGUGAGGAAGAGAACUUCUCCGAUGCCAGUUUACAGCCCAGCACCACCCAAGGUAGUAAGACCUUGUGUGAUACCGGCAGUUGAAUCUGAGCAAAGGGAUGCCCAAAUUAACACAAGUGUGUCUGCUGAGGUGCUGAACAAGGGAAGAAUGGUGGACAGUUGUACUCAGACGGAACCAGUCCGUUACACAAAGUCCAUAACUACGACCACCAUUGUCAAGGAGAGUGGCAAGAAGGUCAUAACUGUUAAGAAGGAGAAAAUGCUGUAA